AUGCGCUUGUCACUGACACUUAUGAUUUUUGUUAACUACGGUGGAGGUGGCUACUGGUUCUUUGAACAUGCUCCAUGGAAUGGUCUUACAAUUGCUGACCUGGUCAUGCCAUGGUUCGUUUUCAUCCUUGGCACUUCAGUGGGUCUUGCAUUUCAUGUUAUGCAAAGGAAAGGAGUGAAGAAGUUCAAGCUCUUCCGUAAGGUAGCCUGGAGAACUGGUGUCUUAAUCGCCAUUGGAGCCCUAUUUCUUAACUAUGGACCAGUAGAUGGACCCUUGUCCUGGAGUUGGGCAAGGCUCCCAGGAGUCCUUCAGAGGCUUGGCUUCACCUAUUUUAUUGUGGCCCUGAUGCAGAUUGCCUUUGGGGUGGCAGAUAUGCAGAAGUACCAGGUUGGUGUCUGGUGGGCUCCAUUCAGAGAUAUUGUCCUUUACUGGCAGGAGUGGAUCAUCAUCAUUGGUUUGGAAUGCAUCUGGUUGUGUCUCACCUUUCUACUCCCUGUUCCUGGCUGUCCCAGAGGCUACCUGGGCCCUGGUGGGAUAGGAGAUGAAGGUAAAUACUUCAACUGCACAGGUGGAGCAGCAGCAUAUAUUGACAAGUGGAUUCUGGGAGAAAAUCAUCUAUAUCGUUUUCCAUCUUGCAAGGAACUCUACAAGACGACACAGCCCUUUGAUCCUGAGGGCAUCCUGGGGACAAUUAACUCCAUCAUAAUGGCUUUCUUUGGGCUUCAGGCUGGAAAGAUCAUCCUAAUGUACCGUUCUAAGCCUCGGAGUAUCCUGAAGAGAUUUCUCAUCUGGUCCGUCUUGCUGGGGAUUAUCUCAGCCAUCCUAACUCUGGGCACACAGAAUGAAGGAUUUAUUCCAGUCAAUAAAAACCUCUGGUCUCUGUCCUUUGUCACAACCACCAGCUGUUUCUCCUUUUUCCUGCUGGGUCUGCUGUAUUAUAUCAUUGAUAUGAAGGGUUGGUGGAGUGGCUGCCCUCUUAUUUACCCAGGAAUGAACUCCAUAUUGGUUUAUGUUGGACACUCUCUUCUGGGCAGCUACUUCCCUUUCAGCUGGGAGAUGAAGUCACCUACUUCACACGCUGAGCCUCUGGUCCAGGACUUGCUAGGCACAGCAAUCUGGGUCUUCAUUGCCUUCCUGCUAUUUAGAAAGAAUAUCUUCCUUAAGAUCUGACGCCUGAGAGCCAACCCUGAGGUUAUAGGAUUUUGUUGGUGAACAUCAUUUGACUGGUUUUGAGGCCUUGGGGAAGGUGAUUUUGGAAAGGACAAGUAGGAAUUUGGUUGAGCUUUUGGCUCAUACCCCAAGUGCCUUAAAUCCAUUUGCAUUAUCUGUGCAGAAAAGAACUGUCAUUUAUACAUGGCUCAUUCCAGGAAAAACGUCUCAAGGCAUGGAGCCAGUCUGAUCUCUGCUCCCACUUUAGAAAUGAAUAGAGGGCUUCAGCACAAAGAGGACUUAGUUCUGGCAUGAUUGAUCCUAUUGGAGUUGCCCAUUUGGGAUAUGGGACAAUAUUGUCUUUUUAUCAGAUCCCUCCUUCCUCCAUACCCCAUUCCCUUCAGCAACAAAUUACCCCAAAGAGUCCCCAACAACAUGCUCUCCAAAGCAAAACCAAGAAAUUCUAGACACUUAUCCCAAAAAGUAUCUUAGAUCCUACUCAGAUAUUAGGUGAAUCAUUUCUGGUUUUAUGAACAAAACUAAAAACUUCUGCUAAGGGUUAUAGGUAAAAGAUCAGAGAUACAGAAUUGAUAUGGACUCCAUGUAAUCCAACCCCAUUUUCUUCAAUUGUGCAGACUGAAGCUCAGAAUCUACAAAAUCUUGUAGAUAGUAAAUGACAGAUCCAGGUUUCAAACCUAGUGACCCAAAUCCAAUACUCCUUCUGCAAUGCUACAGGUUUCUAUAUCUGAGCCUUUCUUCUCCUCUAUAUCCCACUCAAGGCAAGUAGAAUCACAGCUACUCCCCCCACCACAACCCUGUGUCAUUUUCAUGGAGAUACUGAAUCCAAGAGAGCAAAAUAUUUUCUUUGAUAUUUUGGCCAUAAUUUUAGUCCUUCCAGAGGACUAAAACAGCAGUCCUAUUGCUGUUGGUAUUUAGGACCCUAUCAAGGACUCUCCCAUGAUUCUCAUCACCAAGAUCAACCAGUUUGUUAAUGGAACUUCUCAUUUGAUAUAGAUACCUUGGGCCCCAAGCCUGUUUAGCCUUCUUUGCCACAACAUCAAAGGAUUUUACUUGGGGAGGCAGCAUCAUGUGGUAGAAAGAGCCUUAAAGUCUUAAAGUCAGGAGACCAUUUCUGGCUCAACCUCAGAUCAGCUGGGUGCCUUUGAGUAAAUUGUACAAAAGAACCCAAGAGUUGGGAAAGGCCUUAGAAGGCAUGGAGACCAAUCUGAAUAAAAAUUCCCACUACAACAUGGCCAACAAAUAGUCAUUCACAUUUCACCUAAAGACCCCUAUGUGGAGCACAAAUGGAAUGGACCCAUUACUUCCCAAUCCAACCCCUUCCACUUGAAUGCUAAGAAGCAUUUUCUUAUCUCAAGUUGAAAUCAGCUUCUCUGCAACUCUCCUUCACCCCCUUCCUCCCCCACCAUUGCUCAAGGUCUUUGCUUUAGGGCUAAGUAGAACCAGUCUAAGCUUCUACAUGAGUACCCAAAUACUUGAAUGUAGAUGAGACCUCAUUCUCUACUCCACCCCAUCUUUCCUUCUCCAGACUCAACAUAACCAGUUCCUCCACCAGAUCCUUGUUAAGUCACUUAACCUUUCUCCAUUUUAUUAUUCUCCUCUAUCAAAAAAGAGUUUGACCACAUGAUCUCUAAAGUUCCUUAUAGCUCUCACAUUCUAUAAGUCCAAUCUGGUCUCAACCAGUCCUAAGAGAAAAUAUCAGUCAAAGGCAGAGGGAAUGCAGAGGCUGAAGGAUCAGUCCAAAUCCUCAGCAGGAUGUUCAAGAUGAAGGUUCUAAGGCACUGGCCUGAGCUCAUCCCCAAUUCCCUAUUCAAUGUCUUCUAGGCAUCGACUGGUUGUCACUUCUGAUGUCUGAAUAGCUCUUAUUGCUUAGUUCUUACAAUUUUCCUGUGGGCCUGAGUGGAUGAAGGGCUAUCUCAGGUUUGAAAUCCACUCCAGCUAAUCAUUCACAGGAAGGAGAAUGGAACUGUUAAUAAAAUUCCUAAGGCAUUUUUGCUUCCUGCAGAAAUGGAGAUUUCUUUUUAUUAUUAUUAUGACUAAUUGUGUCAGCAGUCAGUCUCUGCAUGAACUCAGUGCCAAUUAAUAUGUGCAUUCCCCUAGUGAUUUACUAGGCUGUACAUAUUUGAAGUGGAGAGUUGGGGGGGUGGGGAGGAAGUGUUAGAUAUUUAUUUAUCCAGGCAUAUAAAUAUAUUUCACUAAUCUCCAUCCAAGCUGAAAGCUGACUCUUGGGGUCCCUUCAUGUGAGUAAAAGUGAUUAAUUUCAUCAUGUCUGGACCAGAGAUGCCUUGUGUUAUUUAAUUAAGGCUUAAGAGAAAUAUGAAUUGUAGUUCUUGAAGUUGAUGCCUUUGUUGCCUAUUGAGCCAAAUAAAGCCCUCUUUUCCUGAGACCCACCAGCAACUAUGAUAUUAGAAUUCACACUGAGGCUAUAAGAAACUGGGACCACACUUCAAGAAAAAAUACCCAAUAAUUCCCUCUUUGUAAAAUUAGAAAUGAGUUUACCAAAUGCCCUCAGACUAGUAGCAACUGAAGAAAUCAAUUUAGCAAGAACAUGCAUACCCAGCUCACCAGUGAGUUGCUCUGGAAUAGAAACAGAUCAUUGUAUCCUACGGAAGAUGAAUAUCGACUAGGAAAUAAAUAUCAAGAAGAUAUUCCAAGAAUCCUAUUGGUUAGAUCUUAGUCUAAUGAGAAGUGGGUGCAGUUAUCCUUCAUGCUUCACAGUACCCUUCUCCCUUCACUAAAAGGGAACACCAACCACAGUUAGCUAGAGAGAAGGAUCCCUAUGACCCCUUCUUUGACUAAAUUAGCAGGGUUUCUCAGAACAAAUCUUCGAAGGGAAUGGGUUUUCCCCAUCUUUUAGCAUUCUCUCCAACUGGAAAGUAUUUCUGUUUGUGAAAAAGUGAACCAAAUCUUCAAAGGAAAGUGCUAUAAGAUCUGAUGUUACUCAGACUCCAUCACAGGAUGGGCCAGAAGAGAGUGAGUCCAUAAGCUUUGGACAAACAUCCUGCUUUUUCAGCAGGUUAAUCGGAUUUUUUAAUAAAAGACCAUGGAAAUGUCAGGGAGUCUGAGCAAACAGAGCCGAUCUGGAGCUGCAAAUUUCAGCUGAGGAAGAGCAACCUGAGAAAAAAAUAAAUAAAAAGUAAGAAG
Monodelphis domestica (gray short-tailed opossum) is the source of this 4311-nucleotide messenger RNA. RefSeq names its product heparan-alpha-glucosaminide N-acetyltransferase-like. Lineage: Eukaryota; Metazoa; Chordata; Mammalia; Didelphimorphia; Didelphidae. The record is from RefSeq and is a predicted model, not a curated record.